CAGUUCCCGGCACUCAGACACCCGCCAUGACCCUCCGCGUUCUCGUCGCCGCCCUCGUGGCCGUCCUUGUUUCCGUGGCUAGUGCCAUGCCCCAACCGGAGGCUGAGCCAGGCUUCCGCGGCGGCUUUAGCCACGGCGGCUUCGGCGGCGGCUUUGGUGGCGGCUUCGGCGGCUACGGAGGAUACCGCGGCAAGAGGAGCGCCGAAGCUGAACCUGAGCCAGGCUUCCGCGGUGGCUUUGGCCACGGUGGUUUUGGUCAUGGUGGCUUCGGCGGCUUCGGCGGCUACGGAGGAUACCGCGGCAAGAGGAACGCCGAGGCUGACCCUGAGCCAGGCUUCCGUGGCGGCUUCGGCCAUGGUGGCUUCGGUGGUGGCUUUGGCGGCGGCUUCGGCGGCUUCGGAGGAUACCGCGGCAAGAGGAGCGCCGAGGCUGUCCCUGAGCCAGGCUUCCUUGGCGGCCUCGGCCAUGGCGGCUUCGGUGGUGGCUUUGGCGGCGGCUUCGGCGGCUAUGGAGGAUACCGGGGCAAGAGGAGCGCCGAGGCUGAGCCAGGCUUCCGCGGCGGUUUUGGAGGCUUCCAUGGAGGCUUCGGUGGCUUCGGAAGAGGGUUUGGUUACGGCAAGUAAAAUAAACUGCUCCGUGACCUUAGAUGCCGACCUGUAGAUGCUAACAAGAAAAUAAACUGAGCACAGAAA
Molecule: messenger RNA, 692 nt
Organism: Portunus trituberculatus (swimming crab)
Lineage: Eukaryota; Metazoa; Arthropoda; Malacostraca; Decapoda; Portunidae
Product: ctenidin-3-like
Exons: 2
Coding region: 27-623 (198 amino acids)
Source: RefSeq, a predicted model, not a curated record